ACACAUUUUACUACACUGCACGAGAUUCUUUCACAGUGGAAAGUGUUUAGGAAAUACAAAGGGAUUUCCAAAGUCAUCCAACAGCAGCAGGUUUUCACAACUGGCUGUGAUUACAGAUGUUUUGAUCUUGAGACGUGCAACAUCCUCUACAAACAUAUAAGAUCACAUGGUGUCAAUUCUACAAGCUUAGAGCUGAAGUGUCCCUUGGUGAAAUCACAUGAGCUUAUUCUUCUUGGAAGACAACUUCAUCUGUAGACAAUGAUUUUAAUAGGACUGUUUGCCAUUCACCUACUUGCUUGCACCACUAGUGGUCUCCCUUUCUACAAUGGUUUUUAUUAUGACCAUAUCUUGAAUAACAAGACAGGCAAUGGAAUCGAAGAAGUUAUUCAUUUCAAUGGUGUGAAACUGGUGGUGAAUACACCAGAUGACGCCCUGUUUGGUUACCGUGGUGGUAACAUUACUCUCCCAUGUACAUUUCACUAUGAGCCAAAAUUAUCAUCUCCAAGAAGGCUCCGAGUCAAGUGGUCUAAAUUACACAAAGAUAACACUAAAGAAAGGGAUGUGAUGGUGGCAAUUGGGUUAAGACAUAGGAGCUUUGCAGAGUACAAAGGGCGGGUGCACCUUCAUCAGACUGUACCAAGUGAGGUGUCCCUUGUCAUCACUGACUUGCGGUUGGAGGAUUACGGAAAGUACAAAUGUGAGAUCAUUGAUGGGCUUGAAGAUGAAAGCGGAAUAGUGGAACUGGAGUUGAGAGGAGUUGUGUUUCCUUAUCAACCGCACCAUGGAAGAUACCAAUUAAACUUUCAUGAUGCCAAAAAAGCUUGUGAAGGACAGGACUCAAUGAUAGCUUCAUUUGAGCAGCUCUUCAAAGCGUGGGAGGAAGGCCUAGACUGGUGCAAUGCUGGUUGGGUGAUGGAUGGCACCGUACAAUACCCGAUUACUUUACCUCGUGAACCGUGUGGUGGUAAAGAUAUGGCACCAGGUGUCAGAAACUAUGGAGAACGCCACAAACAUCUGCACAGAUAUGAUGUUUUCUGCUUUUCUUCUGCUCUUAAAGGUAAAGUUUACUUUCUAGAGCAUCCUGAUAAGUUGAAUUUUGAUGAAGCUAAAGCAGCUUGCGUAGAGGAUGGAGCUCAAAUUGCAAAAGUGGGACAGCUUUUUGCCGCAUGGAAAUUUCUUGACCUUGAUCGAUGUGACGCAGCAUGGCUUGAUGAUGGCAGUGUCAGAUAUCCCAUUGCCUUCCCCCGUCCUAAUUGUGGACCCCCUGAACCUGGUGUCCGAAGCUUUGGUUUCCCAGGAAGACACAAGAAAUUUGGAGUAUUUUGCUAUAAGAUGAGUUAAAUACAGCAAAUCUGUCUGCCAUAAUGACAGCGUAAUCAGAAACUUUGCACAGAAUCUAUUCACAUGGGCAGGUUACUCUUUAGAAUGUACCUGGCACAAAAAGAAGGGAAUUUUUUUUUAAAAAAUAUAAAAACUUGUGUCCAUGUUAACGACUACAGCAUUUAUAUGCAAAUAUAUAAACCAUUGUGCUGUAUAACAGCCAUAGACUAGUGCCAUAAUGUCAUGUAAUUGUGCUCUGUUUAAUGGAACAUAUAUUUUUAUGUUAUACUAUAAUGUUUUAUUAACAAAUAUGAUUAAACAUGGCAAGAAAACUUAAUCGUGGGAGGAAGCUAAAAGAUAUAUAUUUGAUAAGUAAGAAAUUGGUGCUAUUAAUUUACUUAAUUUAUGUAUAUUUGUUAAAAACUUUGAGAGAAAUAUCAGUGACAGACAGUUAGCCUAUAGUAAUACUGUAGUAAUUUUGUGCAUACUAAUGUUAGCUAUUUUAUUUUAAAGAUCAUGUAAAGUAUUUGCAUACUGUACCAAAGACAUUGACUUGCCAGGUCUAUGAGAUAUUUAAAAUGCUCAGUUAUGCUUCCAUCAUUUUUUUUAAAUGUAUUGUGAUUUUUUUUCUUCCCUUUAAAGGGAAAUUGUACUCAGGCAAACAGCUGAGAAGAGUUAAUUGUAUUCAAGUAUGCUAGAGGAAACCCCUUUCAACUUGGCUAGGUUUUCUCUUUCUUUCCAACUCCUUCUAUGUGGUUGAUUUAUUUUGCUGCCUCCUGUUUACAUAACUUUUAUAUAGCCAGUACUGGUGUAAGGAAAUUUAGGUAAGCAGCUGAGCAGAGUUCAUUGUAUUUAAAUAUGCUACAGAAACACAAGCUACUUCAAAUAGCAACAUAAAGAAAAAUUAGCUAUUUAUAAACAAUUGCAUACAAUUCAGCAGGUUAAACUUGAUCCUUGGGAUCACAUUAAAGGGAAAAACAUUUUUACAGUACAAUGUCCCCUUUAAAUAUUUAUCUUCAGAUGUUGCAUAAAGAAGACACAGAUCAACAACAGAAACAUAGUACAGAUAUGAAUUCUCCUUAGGCUUGUUGCUUACAGUGUAUUGGGGGAAUAACCCAUUAUGGAAUUUAGUGUUGUCAUCAAUUCACUUCAACAGUGGGAUUUUACUGUUACAUCUUCCAACCUUAUAGAUUAAAAGAUAUUGCCCCCUAGCUGUCAUGCCAGGAUAUUGUAAUUCGUUAUGAAAACAUCUCAAAGGAAUGAAUAUUCUAUGAAGAACUUAAAGGGAUAUUAAACUCAACUCUUUAUUUAUGUGUCAGAAAUUGCACAUUGCAUUUCAAAAGAAGUGCUUGCUGGCAUUUGGUUAGAAAAAUAUUCUCUGUUUUGCAGGUCUUGGACACACCCAUUGAAAAGCUCUUGAAUAUUGUUUAACUUGAUUCCUUUAGUUUAAUUUUGACUUUACUGUCCCUUUAAUAGACUGUAUGUGGUGAUCGCAGGUAGUAGGAUGUGGUUUUGUGGGCAAUAAUUUUCCCAUCAAACAUACAGUUAUUUUGUCAAGUAAUCAAAAAUCCUACUUGAUACAAAAUCAAUAUCUGUGUACUUUAGUCAUGCCAAACAUAACUGUAACAAGCUUUGUAAAAUAAAAGAUGGUAUUGUACAAUUUGGAAGUAUGACAGAACAACUAUUGAUUAAUUGAUUGUGCAGUCAUGCACAUCCCGUCUGCCCAAAGGACUCUUCUUCUAAAUGUAGUUGUAUCGUUAAGGUUGUUAAAUAUAUAUUCAGUUUAAAUUGAUGGAUGAAAAAUGUUAUCACUCUAGAUCUAAAACUUGUGUACUCAAAAAUAUUCUGCCAUCAAUUUAAAAAAAUAAUAAAUGUCAAAUAAAAGUAUUUUUUUUUUACAUGAAAAUGACGUAUGCAAUAUUAUAUUUAUUUUGUAGGAUAUAAGAUUUAUUUUGUAGAGUAUUAGAUUUAUUUUGCAAUAUCAGUUCUGCACUUUUAGCUAGUUAUGAAGUGUGACAGGUAUGCAUAGGAGUUAGACUUUAUCUGACCAAUCAAAUAUUUCUAAACCGCAUAUUGAUGUAAAUAAAAUGUCUGCAAAGUUGUGCUUAGACUUCAACAAAAUAGAAAA
Molecule: messenger RNA, 3448 nt
Organism: Bombina bombina (fire-bellied toad)
Lineage: Eukaryota; Metazoa; Chordata; Amphibia; Anura; Bombinatoridae
Gene: HAPLN3
Product: hyaluronan and proteoglycan link protein 3
Exons: 6
Coding region: 259-1341 (360 amino acids)
Biological process (GO): cell adhesion
Molecular function (GO): hyaluronic acid binding
Source: RefSeq, a predicted model, not a curated record